UGUGGGUGUGGGAAAAUGGUAGUAGUUGAGGAAGAGAUCUAUGCGUGACCACGUGCGAUGCGACGACGCAUGGACACGAUCGUCAUUGUAGGUUUAAGUUAGAUUAUUGAAGUUCGAACAACUCUGCGAGUGAGACUCUCAGUAAGCCUCGGCACGAUCUACCGAAUGGUUAUAAACUUUUCUAUCAUCUGACAGCAACGAAACGUAUCUCAUUAGAUCAUCCUUAUAUUUGAUCGGGAAUCAAUCAAUACGCGAUCAAUUAGAUUUUUUCCCCAAUUAUUUUCUUUAUAAUAAAAUUAUAAAAUACUGUGUUCUACAAAGAAGCUAUAAUUUCUAUAUAUUCAAAGGAAAGAAGAUAAAAAUAAAACAAAACAAAAAAAUAAAAAGAAGUUACAAUUUAUUGGUUUUGGUCACGUAAAAAAUAACAAAUAAAAGAAAAAUAUAAACAUGGCCGUUCAUUUUGACCUGGUGAACAAAAUAGCUUUUGGGAUUAUUGCUAUAUCAGUGGUAUAUUUUAUCGUAAUGGAUGUAUUAUUAUAUUCAAGAGUAAAAAAUUAUCGUAUAAGAGCUAUGACCAACGAUACACCAUAUCAACCAACGAUACCCUGUGAUUUGAAUCCUCUUUGCGCGGUAACGGUGAAAGGAUUAACCCUGGAUCAUCCAAAUCAUUUUCUUCUAAGUCCGUUGGCCGCUUUGAUGGAUAAAAUCUUAGGAAUUAGCCAAUAUUGGAAUUGGUUGACACCAAAUAUGAUUAGUGGUUUUCAUGUGUUGGUUGCUGUUUUGGCAGGUAAAUGUGUAUCGAGCGAAUCCCUAACUCAAAGACGUCUAGGUGCGAUACUAUUUCAAGUGAGAACAUAGCUAGACGAUUUGGACGGCCACGUAGCGAGACAGAGAGCUAAUAUAUCAGGUGAAAGAUCGGACGUUGGUUCACCUGGUUAUUUCGUAGACGGUUUUUGCGAUGCACUUGGAUGCGUUGCUUUGAUAACCGGACUUUAUUACUUUCUUAUUCGCUCUCCACCCAGACGAGGAGGAUAUGAUAAAUUGCAAACUUUACCUUUGACCUCUGUCGUAUUAGAAACGACACAUUACACCCCAUCGUCGUCAUCUUCUUCUUCAAACAUGUCAAUAAGGAACAUCGCACUUCCUAAUAUCCUCCUCAUAAUCGGUCAUCUGAUCGUAGCCAGUGCUGCAUGGAAUCGUUACAUUUGGCUUUACCAAGAUCUUCUGGAUCUGGACAUCGAACCAUUCUCCAUCAAUACAGAACUCCUACAUCUAAGGCAAACCAACAUACUCAGAAGUAACUCGUUUUGGUUUGUUGCUCUAGGAUGGAAAAUGUUAAACGUACAUGCUGCCAUGGAUUAUCUAUUAUUGGCUAUAUUUUUUAAUCGUGUCUGGGAAUAUAUCAAAUUGUUCAGAUGGUCGUCCUACGUUCUUAUAUUUUUAUUAAUAUAUUUAACGGAAUUUCAUUAUCAAUAUGCUUAUGAUUAUAUACACAUGGUACCCAUGAUUCUUGGUAGUUAAAAAUCUUCUUUAAUCGGCCUUAAUAAUCGAUGAGAUUAUCUAUUUAUUUAUCUUAUCUCUCGAUCCAUUUUAUAUUUUGCUGUUUCUUCUUGUCGUUUUUAUUAACAAACUUAUCUUUUGAUAAUUUGACGUUUCAUUGAUACAUUUUUCUCGUUCAUAGUAUCAUAUAAGUAUAGUAUUUACAUAACUGAUAUAAAUAACAUAUAUUUUAAUAAGAAAGAAUACAAAUUGUAUUUUAAUUUUGU
Messenger RNA from Polistes dominula (European paper wasp), 1766 nucleotides. RefSeq names its product Ceramide phosphoethanolamine synthase. NCBI's taxonomy places the organism in Eukaryota, Metazoa, Arthropoda, Insecta, Hymenoptera, Vespidae. The record is from RefSeq and is a predicted model, not a curated record.